AUGUGACGCCCUCCAUCACCGUGUCCACUCACCAUACACGAUGCCCACGUGGACAAUGGUGGUGGCGAUACUUGGCCUUCGUAUUUUUCCUUUCGUUCGAACGGCUGUCAUCGAGAAAGCGAACGUCCUCGAGUCACCGAGAGGUUGAAGAAAUCGUUAUUCCAAGGGAUGUUCUACGUCCCUGAGGAUGUUAUUGAUGCAGAGGAAAAGAUACAAGAAAUAAACGAAGUGGCCAUUCCGCCCAAGCCAAAACCGUCGACGAAUUUCCACAGAGAAGGAAAUACCAAGCCGGAAGCAGAUCAAUUCGAAAACUUCGUAACGAUCAAACGGGAGCAAGGUGAGCAUGAAGUCUUGCUCAUAUUUCGAAAACAACGAAAUAAUCUGCUGCUAUUCAUUUUAAAUCUAAUUCCACAUUCGUUGUACGCUUCAGAAUCUAUUGAGUUAAUGAAUAUAAAAAAAGAAUAA
Molecule: messenger RNA, 465 nt
Organism: Haemonchus placei
Lineage: Eukaryota; Metazoa; Nematoda; Chromadorea; Rhabditida; Trichostrongylidae
Source: the annotation of a GenBank genome assembly